CCCAUGCCUACCAGGGUCGUGGACUCAUGAAAGGACUAUGGGAAACAUUUCAAACACGUAACCAACGGACUACGGUCAACUAUUAGUCAACUAUUGUAGCGGUCGUGUUACCCGACACCGUGGAAUUAUGAAAAUAUUAACAAUUUGGCCGAUAUCAACAACAACAGUUUAACCAACGGCGAACGCAAAAAGCAAAAAUGCUUACUAUUUGUAGCAUCAGUAUCCAUGGUGACGAGUGACGGGCCAGUGUGCUACUGACGUAUGGUGAAAAAGUACACCAGCCGAAAGUGGGGAUUGGACGGCCGGUGGGGGAUUGUUUGAAAAUUAAUAUAUUAUCCCUCAACCCUCUCGGCUCGGUCGCUCGGGGCUUCGACGUCCAACCGACACUCACACUGGCUCACUUGCGUCUUGCGCAUGUGAACUUAGCGUCCGGAUGUUCUGUGAUAAAAUGUUUGCGUUUGAAAUGUCUUUAAUAGUUUCUAUCGGUAAACAUUGCUUUUUCGGUAAUGUUUAACGCGUUGCCGAUUGUCCAUUGACCCUUUGUCCAGUUACACACGGGAUGUAACUCUUCUCGUUUGCGCACAAUGAAUAGUUAAACAGUUCCAUGCAGCGAAAACACUGCUGAAGGUAGUAUUGAUUUUUCGCCAACUCGCAAAGUGGUCGUUGAAACUGCAAAAUAAACAAACUGCAUAUACUUACACACUCACACAUGAUAUUAUAAAAGCUAUAGCGUUUAAAUACUAAACGCGUACACUGCAAAUGUAUUAAUUACAUUUAUUUUUUUUGCACCAAAGUAGUGUUUGUAGAUGUUUUUUUGAGAUAGUACGAUACAUUCCAAACAAUCAAAAUGAAGAAAAUGUUAAAAUUAGUAAAAGGUGGAGGAAAGAAGGAAGACAAAAGUGGCUCUGCUACACCUUCAGGAGAUGAGCUGGACGACGAUCAGGAUAGUACAAUGUACUGCUAUAAAAUUGACUCCGAAGCUGAGGAAAAAAUGACCCGAUUACACAGAGCUUCAUGGCAUGGCAGCUUGGAAAAAGUCAAAAUGUUGUUACAAAAGAAACCUAAUGAUGUGAAUUCUGUGGACAGUUUUGAUAGAACUCCAUUGCACCUGGCAAUAGCUAAAGGUUACUAUAACAUAGCUUGGGUGCUGUUGAAUCACAAUGCUAGCUUAGAUUAUGUUGAUUGCGAUGGGUUUACACCGUUCUUGAAGGCUGUAGAAUGCGGUCAAAAAGAAUGUGUUCAUUUAAUGUUGGAGAGAGGAGCUGAUGUAACAUGCACAGACAUAAAUAAAAAUUCUGCUUUACAUUUAGCUGCAAAACAGGGCUCAUUCACUAUAAUAUCUAUGUUACUUAAAAAGGGAAUUAAUAUAAAUGCACAAAAUGCUGUAGGUGAAUCAGUAUUACAUAUUGCAUGUGCUGCUGAAAAUCGAGACCUAAUCGAAUAUAUAUUAGACAAUGGAGCGUUAAUAAAUUUAGCAGAUAAACAAGGACGUACACCUUUGAUGGUAGCAGCAAAACUGGGAAAUAUGUCUAUUAUAGAUUUGUUAUUAGAACGAGGAAGUCAUCUUGAUGCUCGUGAUAUAAAUGGUUUAUCUGUGAAAGACUAUGCAUCUAGAGAGGGACAUUCUAAAGUAGUCAAUCAACUUUCUAUGCAAAAAAUGAGUGUUAUGGCUAGAACUAGAUCUCAGGAAAAUGUUUUGGAUGAUUCAGACCAAAAUAAAGAACCUCAGAUUCAAGAAAUCAAAGAAAAUUCAAAAGAUAAAAAAACUAUUGAUGUUGAAACUGUAAUUGUAGAAAAAGAACAUAUAGUAACAAAAUCAAAUAAUGAAACUAUACUUCAUGAAAAAGAACACAACGUAACAAAAUUAAACAAUGAAGAUAAUCAAAAUGAAAAAGAAAACAUUGCCUCUACACUUUCAGAUAUUAAUGUAAAUGAUUUAAAAACUGAGAAAAAUAAUAUAAAAGUACAAAAAAAAGAAAAUACAACUGUAAACUCUAAAAUUAUUGAUGCUGAUAGUUUAAAAUCAAAAAAAAUAGCAAUUGAAAACAAUCAAAAUGAAAAAGAAAACAUAGAUUUAAAUUCUACACUGGAAAGUGAAGCAGAUAAUUGCUCAAUAGAAUCAAAUAAAAAAUUAGUUGAGAAAAAUAAAUUAAUUGUAGUUGAUAAAAACACAUCUGUUAAUACUGUACCGAUCAAAGAUGAAGAAUCAGUAUCUCAGUGCACAAUGCCACCACCAAUGGAUCCACCUAGAAGCUGGGAUUUCAUACAGACUAGUAUAAUGCACACAACAGAUGUCAAUGAAAAGACUGAAAAAGAAACCCAAGAAAAUAUCGAACAAAUCCCUGAUCCAAUUAUUUGUUCAGUAAAUACAGAUGAUUCAGAAUUAGAAUGGGGGAGUGAUGAAAGUCUUCCAACUGAUCCCAAUCAAACAGGUCCUGAUACAGAUGAAAAAAAAGUAGAAAGUAAAAAAUGUAAUACAUUUUAUAAUUUUAUCACUACAAAACUGAUGAAUACAAAUAAAAAAAAAGUUUCUGCGUCUGCAGACAGUAUUAUUGAUGGAACUUCUACUACGAGUAAACAGGAAACUACUUCUAAUAAACAUGUUAGAAAUAAAUCUUUUACAUCACUAAGAACUUUUAAACUUACUGUUCCAUCAGAUGUAAAUAAAGCAUUAUAUCAGCUUAGCCCAGAAAUGAAUUUUGCUCAUUCUUCAUUCAGUAAAAGCAAAUCUUUUAAUGAACAUAAACCAAUUGAAAAUAUUAAAAAUAAUUCUUUAGAAUUUGAACGUUCUAAAUCAUUAUGUUUAGAAAUAAAAUCUAAGUAUGAUGCAUCUGAAAAUCAACAGAGAGAUUCGGAUAGCCAAAGUGAUGAUAGUCUUCGCUCAAAGCGUAGUCUUUUGUUAUCUAUGAGAAUGCCUAAAGUACAUGACGAGCAUCAUGAUGAUACCCAUUUAGAAGUUAAAGACAGUGAAACAUCUGAAGACGAAGGUCCACAUUAUUGGUAUAGCCCAAAUAAAAGAAAUGAUAAAAUUGUACAACAAGAUACCAUAAUAAGGAACUACAGUGAAUCUGAAGAUAGCGACUCUGAAGGAAUUGGCCUACCAAAAUCUAAGUCAACACCAGGCAUUACUAAAGAACAUCGUACAUCAGAUAACUCUGAUACGGAGAAUACAAUAUCAUUUUCAACCAGCCAUGAAGACAUUUAUGGAACCCAUAAACGCACAAGAUAUGCUUUAAAGAGAACCGAAUCGCUUAAAGCAUAUCUGAAAAGGGUUACCAUUGAUAAGGACAGAUUACAACAAGAAUCAUCGGGUUACAAAGAAAUAACUGAAUUACUCAAAUACAAGCUAGAAAAUCUUAAACAAGAUAUAUCCAGUCAAAAUGAAACAACUAAAAGACUUGAAGAACAACUAGAUCAGUUAGAUACUAAAUACACAGAAGCUUUGGAUAGGAUUCAAACACUUGAAUUAUCUUCAACCAAUUUAGACAAAGAAAAUCAAUAUUUAAAACAAAUAAAUGACGAACUUAUGGACAAAAUAAAUAACAUAUAUACUUCUAGCAGUACAUCUAACCCAGUUAAAAUAUCAACUAAACAUGAAUCAGACAAUAUAAAUGAUCAAACCGAUAAUAGCAAAAUAGUUAUACAACAACUCCAAGAACAAUUAAAAAUAGAACAAAAUAGACGUAAAGAACUUGAUGAACGUGUUAGAUUAUUAUCCGAAGAAGUUAGUGCACAUAAAUCUUGUAGUUCAACAGUAGAAUUACUUAAAGAUUUACAAUGUAAAAUAAAUAAAGAUUAUGUACCCAAAAAAGAAAUAUUGAAAUUGAAAACUGAGCAAGAAAGGAGAAUCAGUAAAGUGAAAAUGGAAUCAGAAAAGAAAUUAGCAGACAAAUUUUAUGAUUUAGAUAAAUUAUUAUCUCAACAAAUGGACCAACAAGGAAAAUUAGAGAUUCAAAGAGAAAAAAUUGAAAGUCAAUUAAAGCAAGAGUUUGAAAAUACUAGACAAAGAUUUCAACUUGAAAUUGCUAAACUUCAAACAACAUUAAAGACCAAAGAAAUGGAAGAACAAAUAUUAAGAGAACGAUGUGAAAUAUUGUCACAAGAAAUUGAGAAAACACAAGACCAAAAAUGGAAAACAUUAUUGGAUAAGACUUAUGGAAUAAAUAAUUUACAUAUAAGUUCACCAGAAAUGAUAUUACCACUCUGUAGAACUCCAGAGCCAAGUCCCACUUUUGACAAAACUGAAUUUACUGAGGACUCUACUAGUAUAUAUCAAUGCAAUGUACAAACACUUCGAAAUGAACUAGAUAAAGUUAUAACACAGAAUAAAGAUGCUGCUCUGGAAGACGAUACGUCGGCUGAUGAAUAAAAUCUAUGCAUUUUAAUUGUACACUAAACAAAAUUAAUUGUUUUAAGAUACUAUAGUUUUUUAUUUAUUGAUUGUAUCUUUCUUUUUUAAAUUUUUAUUA
Messenger RNA from Sipha flava (yellow sugarcane aphid), 4469 nucleotides. RefSeq names its product ankyrin repeat domain-containing protein 20A2-like. Bases 848 to 4369 code for a protein of 1173 amino acids. The record is from RefSeq and is a predicted model, not a curated record. NCBI's taxonomy places the organism in Eukaryota, Metazoa, Arthropoda, Insecta, Hemiptera, Aphididae. The transcript has 14 exons. Gene Ontology annotation, cellular component: cytoplasm; nucleus. Gene Ontology annotation, molecular function: protein binding.